This is a messenger RNA of Mastomys coucha (southern multimammate mouse), 1007 nucleotides long. It is a transcript of the gene Sra1, whose product is annotated as steroid receptor RNA activator 1. The transcript is spliced from 4 exons. Gene Ontology annotation, cellular component: nucleus. The record is from RefSeq and is a predicted model, not a curated record. NCBI's taxonomy places the organism in Eukaryota, Metazoa, Chordata, Mammalia, Rodentia, Muridae. Bases 564 to 1007 code for a protein of 147 amino acids. Gene Ontology annotation, biological process: regulation of transcription by RNA polymerase II.
UUCAUUCAUCAAACAAUUUCUAAGAGCUUUUCUAUAUCAGAUAUUAAAGUAGGCCUACUUGUAAGGGGUUCCUUCUGAGACUUUCAGAGGAGAAACAACCAAAUCAGAGAAGACAGAAGAUACCAUGGAGUCUAACCAGGAGUUAACAGAGGGUUGUUGGAGCUCAGAUGACACUUGUCCAAGGCAUGUCAGAAGACUUCUGAAGAGUUAACGUAUCUAAGUACUGAAGAUGAGCUCUUGUUAGCAAGCCUAGAGAAAAUGAAUGAAUGUAAAGAUUGUGCAGGGCAGUCUACUAAUAUGUGACCUUCCAGAGGUGGACGUAUGUGGUUAGAGCAGGAACUUAGGGUGUUUGAAUUUGCUUCUGAGAACAAACUAGGAGACAUUAGAAAAAACUACCUAUUUGGUAUCCCGUGAUAAGGUCCCCAGAUUAGUCAGUUGUCCUUUAAAGAACUGGUGCUGGGCUCUCUAGGCAGCUCCUCCUGUACCACCAGGCAGCUUGAGUGAGUGAGCGAGCUACCGCCCCGGAAAUGACGUGAUGCCCCGCUGGCGGUGCGGAAGUGGAGAUGGCGGAGCUGUACGUGAAGCCCGGCAACAAGGAGCGCGGCUGGAACGACCCGCCACAAUUCUCCUACGGGCUGCAGACUCAGACUGGUGGACCCAAACGCACUCCACUGACUAAGAGGAUCGCGGCCCCACAAGAUGGAUCCCCUAGAGCCCCAGAAACUUCUGGACCACCUCCAGUGGAUCAUCUACCUCCUUCAAGUAAGGCUUCCAGACCUCCACCCAUGGGGAGCUCUCCUGCUACUGGUGUGGAAUGUACAGCUGUGAACUUAGCACUGAGGAUGACAAUAGAGCCAAGACAUUUUUUUGAAAGUUUACUAAGCAGCCAGAAGGUGACAUACUCUGUCCCCAGUGCCAGCCCUGAGGGGAAGAGGUUUGGGAGGAAUAUGUAUAGACCAGAGAAAGCUAAAGGCUUGGCAAGUUGCCCACUGCUAUCCCUGGUCUAG